Molecule: messenger RNA, 801 nt
Organism: Fulvia fulva
Lineage: Eukaryota; Fungi; Ascomycota; Dothideomycetes; Mycosphaerellales; Mycosphaerellaceae
Product: dTTP/UTP pyrophosphatase
Exons: 2
Coding region: 1-801 (266 amino acids)
Molecular function (GO): nucleoside triphosphate diphosphatase activity
Source: RefSeq, a predicted model, not a curated record
AUGGCAGACCAGAAAGUGCCAUUGGACGCACCGCCAGCCUACACAGACAAUCCACAGCCUGCCACCAAUGCCUCCGCCCCUCCCAGACAAGGCGUGCCCGUCCCGCCACGGCCAUUGGAUCUGCCAGCCUUGUCGAUGAUCCGUGGACGAAGAGUGAUAUUGGCAUCGGCUUCACCUCGUAGACGCCAACUCCUCGCACAGAUCGGCUUGACACAACUCGAAAUCAUCCCCUCCACCCUCCCCGAAGACAAAGACAAAUCCCUCGCACCCUUCGAAUAUGUCCUCCAAACAGCCGAGCAGAAAGCACGCAACGUCUACCAACAGGAGAUCGACUCCACAAAGGGCGAGCCAGCCCUUGUUCUCGCCGCGGAUACGGUCGUCUGCACCCACAUGGGCCAAAUUCUGGAGAAGCCCCGAAAUGAGAAGGAGCACUUUGCAACACUGAAGAUGCUACGCGAUCAGAACAACGGCUGGCACAAAGUAUACACGGGCGUCGUGUGCAUGGCGCCGUUGGAGAGUCUGAUGGAUCCGGGCUAUGCUAUUGAGACGCAUGUGGAAGAGACGCACGUCAAGUUCGAUCAGGAUGUCACCGAUGACUUGAUGAAGAGCUAUGUCAAAACGAGGGAAGGUGCAGACAAGGCUGGUGGGUAUGGUAUCCAGGGAUUGGGAAGUAUACUGGUGGAGAAGAUUGAUGGCACGUUCGAUAAUGUGGUAGGACUGCCGUUGAGGGCGACCCUGCAGUUGAUUGAGAAAGUGGUCGUGGAGCCUGGUGUGCCGGAAGAGGUGGAUCAAGCGAUAUAA